CCCAUAAAGCAAUCCCCAGACCAUUAAGGAACCACAUGAAACUGUCUCUAACGACGUUCCUCAUUAUCCUACAUGUUUAUCAACAUGGUAAACUCCACCCACGAAACAACUUUGCCUUUGGCCUUGCGUGUCCCAGCCAAGUUCCCAAAUUGAACAAACCAGAAAAUCAACUUUUUGCUAAGAAUAAUAAAUAACUCAUAACCGAGAAGGAGGCGCGGUGGGGGGAAGGGAAGGAAAGGUAUGCCAAAUUGAGCUACUUGUUGCCAUGAAGGAGGGAAAGUUGUUUUCCGAUUAGUCGAAAUCAGUGCCACUAACCUAGUGCAACUCGGAACGUCGUAUCCUUUUGUUUCAAAAAUUCUAGGCACUAGACCAUAGAAAUCAAAAUUCAAGUUAGAUCAACUCAAAUGAAUUCAAAUUUUAAGAAUGAGGAGUGGGAGAUGGACCGCAAUGGACUAAAAAAACUUUUGGCCAGAUCCCUCAAAGAUCCCAUUCUGGGCAAGCAUUUUUCUCUGCCCGGCCGCACAGGACAGAGUCAACCCAUCGAACUGGACACCAGCCAAAGCUACAUUGCUGUGUACACUCAUCUCAAGGUGCACGCCACCCGAAUGCCGGAGAGAUUGCCCACGCCCGAGGCUAUUGGACGCGUACAGGCGGAGAGCGUAGAGGUUAAAUAUAGGACUCGAACUUCAAAGACCCGUGGUGACCCCUGUUCAACUAUAACUUGAGUUAUUAACUGUGAGGUCGAUUUAAAACAUUGUACCGCUCUCUAUCGAAAACUAAAAAUCUCUAGAGCCGAUUUGCAAAUGUCAUGUUACGGAUUUAGUUUUUUAUCUGUCACAUACAGUUAUAAAUAGAGGACUGCAUGGGUACACAAAAUGGGUCAAAGUUAUAUGGGUACCUUUUAUGAGCUCUAGAAAAUAAAAACAAACCGCUAAAUACUUUUUAAAAUAGAUGCAAAAUGUAUGCUUAAAACAACUAACCGAUUUUUGAUUCGCAAUUCUCAGUAUUAGCAGUUAUUUGACGUUAAAGUCAAAAUUUAAAUUUUUUGGCGUAUUCAAUAUAUAUUAAAAAACUUUAGUUAGUUAAUUAUCUUGUCGCUAAACGAAGUAUUUUUCAAAAUGUUGUUUUCAGCUAAAUGGCGAAGGUUUUAAUGUUAAUAUAUUUGUUUUCUUUGUUGUUCAAUUAAGAUUAAACAAUGGAAAAUGCCUCGACUAUCAGUUACCCGUUACGCAGUUAAGGGGAGUAUAAAUUAAACACAAUUUUAAACUAAUAUAAUAUUUAAUCAAAUAUAAGACAUAUUUAAGUGUUAAUUUGAUAAUUAACUCCUAAAUAUAACUUCAGAUCAAAGCAAAUCAUAUAGUUUCACAAGUUCUUGCUGAUAAACGAUCAAGUAAAUGGGUUGUGCUUGAUAAAACCCUAAGUGUCAAGGCUUCAAUGUGGUCAUUUUCAUGUCGGUGUCGUAUUUUGUAUCCAUAGAUCUUGAUAAUAUAGUGUUAAAAUAAAGUAAUAAAGUCAGA
Messenger RNA from Drosophila suzukii, 1517 nucleotides. RefSeq names its product WD repeat-containing protein on Y chromosome. NCBI's taxonomy places the organism in Eukaryota, Metazoa, Arthropoda, Insecta, Diptera, Drosophilidae. The record is from RefSeq and is a predicted model, not a curated record.